UCAGUGUGCUAACGCUAGCUGUCUGAAGUUAGUCGUUGCUUAGCAACUUGUUUUUGACCGGAAAGUUGACCACCUUUAGCUGAUUUCCUGGGUGGUGUAGCGUUCAGACCGAUUACAGCUAGUGAAACGAACGGAAAGAUACGUUAUGAUGGUUGAAAUAAUGGUUUUAAAAUAUAUAUAUUUACCUCGACUAGCUGCUAAUUAGCUAAGCUAGGAAAUGAGUUGAAGGCCGUGCACCACUUUAACAGUAUAGCUUACUUUACUUAGCUUAGCUUAGCUUUGUGAAUAGCGUUGUGGAUUAUGCUGAGGAGCUUCUGUUUAUUAGUCCAUUGCAGCUUGAAUAUAAACUUGACUCUCUGAUUAUGGCCACUGGAAAUCAUGCUGGGAACGAUGCAGAAGUCCACAGGCUCAAGCAAGUCAAGGCCCUCGAUCUUUUCCACCCGAGAAGCACUCCUGCAGAUGAAGCGAACAUGAGGCAGGUGGAUUAUUUAUAUAAGGAGGAAAUAGAUAAAGACAGAUUUCCAGUGGGGCGUUGCAUGCACAACUACAGCAAAGUAAAACGAGCGGUGAGCAAGAAGACGUGUCAUUCAGUUCUGCAUCCUGCGGUCCGGCUGCGACCGUCGUCAGCAGGCAGACCGUCUGACAUGGCCAAUAAGGAGAAUGAGCUGACGUGUGCCGAGGACGUGCAGGGCGUUCACUAUAAGGACAAGUGUGCGUUCCCUGUGAACUCGACAGACGCCUCUAAAAUGGCAGGAGCUGGCUCCAAGUACAGUGACUACUUCACUGAGUUAUCCAGGGACCAUGACACGAUGACUCACGCGCUCUUUGGGAGGAAUCUCAGGUUAAAUGUGGCUUUGACACUUUGGCGAAGAAAUGCUAGUGAACUAGUGGCUUAUUUGAUCAGAAUACAAGACACAGGGGUUCUGGCUGACUGUCUUCCUGUUCUCACAAAAAGCCUUCAAGAAGAAGAGUCAUGUGUUUCCAUUGGUUGCUGUGUUGACCUUUUACCGCAAGUGAAGACAUUACUUCUUCGCAGAUAUGAGGUGCACCUCACUGUGGCUUUGCACUGGGUUCAGUCGGUUGUUAAGAAAUGGUGGCCUGACCUCUCAUCUAAUGGGAAAACUCUGCAAGAUUGCUGUUCGAAUGAGAAAAAUGUUCAGGCGAUGCGAAAGCUGCUGCUUGAUCUUUGGGAUGAUGCGUGUCCGUUAUUCUCAAUACCUGGAACUGUGGGGGAACUAAGCAAGGACGUUGAAUCCUAUCUGUCACAGUUGCGCUGAUUUCUUGAUGUAGAACACUCGAGGAAAUGACCACUACAUGCACUUGCUGCGGUUUUCAGAGCUGCUCUUUGAACAGCGAGAUAAACUGAGUCUUUGUGUCACUCCACAAGAGGACGUGACUCGACGGCGAAUGGGGAGACAGAUGAACUGACCAAUUCAGACCCUCCCUAUAUCCAAACUGGAGACAUAAAGGGUAAAACCCUUUCCUGUAAAACCCUGACUGCUUCACAUUGAAGUGGACUUUUUUUCUUUUCUAUUUUUUUUUUUUUUCCCCAUUAGUGGCACUCAGUCAACUCUAUGAGACUGUAAGAAUCAGGUAACUCACAGAAGUGCCAUGGAGAAGUUUGAACUCAAAUUCUCAGUGCCACAAUGUGCACUUGCUGAAGUGGAUUUGGCGUACCGUGUCCCGAGUCAGCUCCUCGUACAAUGUCUUACCAAUGAAGAGUUUGUAGUCCUACAGUCUUAAGUUAUUGAAGCUUUCACUGUCUUAUGCUUGUUCGUGGAUGAAAUGAUUGUGCAUCGUGGUGAUAUUCUUUUAAUCAACUUCUAAAUAAAUUUGCUAAAUUUGCCAAA
Messenger RNA from Ictalurus punctatus (channel catfish), 1850 nucleotides. It is a transcript of the gene katnbl1, whose product is annotated as katanin p80 subunit B-like 1. The transcript is spliced from 10 exons. Gene Ontology annotation, molecular function: microtubule binding. The record is from RefSeq and is a predicted model, not a curated record. NCBI's taxonomy places the organism in Eukaryota, Metazoa, Chordata, Actinopteri, Siluriformes, Ictaluridae. Gene Ontology annotation, cellular component: nucleolus. Bases 363 to 1277 code for a protein of 304 amino acids.